Messenger RNA from Sardina pilchardus (European sardine), 2372 nucleotides. RefSeq names its product fatty acid amide hydrolase 2b (gene faah2b). The coding region runs from base 67 to 1701 and encodes 544 amino acids. The transcript is spliced from 11 exons. The record is from RefSeq and is a predicted model, not a curated record. Gene Ontology annotation, cellular component: endomembrane system. NCBI's taxonomy places the organism in Eukaryota, Metazoa, Chordata, Actinopteri, Clupeiformes, Clupeidae.
GGAGAAGGUCCGGGCGCAGGUGUGGGACUUUUGCUGACUUAAGAGCGACGUUUUCAAAUCGCAACCAUGACCCUCUCUCUCCUCGAACGAUUGCAAGUAUGGUUUAUGAGCGCGGUUAUGGCAGUGCUGUAUGGUUUAUUUUGGUUGCUGAGUCCAAGACCGACCGCUGGUGCACCUACCAAAGUUCCUCCAGUCACCAACCCGCUGCUGAAGUUGUCUGCGACGCAAAUUGCAAAGAAAAUUCGCCAGAGAGAGGUGUCAAGUGUUGAUGUGGUCCAGGCUUACAUAGACCGAAUCCAGGAGGUUAACCCUCUACUCAAUGCCAUGGUCAAGGACAGGUUCUCUGCUGCUCUACAGGAGGCUGCUCAGGUAGACAGACUGAUAGAGGAAGAGACUGAAGGAGGAGAGGAGGCUCUGGCUGAACGACUCCCAUUACUUGGGGUCCCAUUUUCCAUGAAGGAGUCUUUCGCCGUGCAGGGAAUGCCACACACCGCUGGCCUGCCAUCCAUGGGAAGAGUGGUGGCCAGUGCGGAUGCGCCAGUUGUGACAAACCUGAAGCGGGCAGGGGCCAUUCCCCUGGGGGUCACCAACAUCCCGGAGCUCUGCAUGUGGAGCGAGAGCCACAAUCGCCUUUACGGACUCACCAGAAACCCCUACAGCCUGGACCGCACAGCUGGAGGGAGCUCAGGAGGGGAGGGUAGUCUGGUGGGCGGAGGGGCCUCUGUGUUUGGAGUGGGCUCAGACAUCGGCGGCAGCAUCCGUAUGCCCUGCUACUUCAAUGGCAUCUUUGGCCACAAGGGCAACCCAUACAUUGUGAGUAAUGAUGGUCAACUACCCCCUUGCUCUGGUCAGCAGGAGGACUUCCUGAGCACCGGACCCAUGUGCCGCUACGCUGAAGACCUGCUGCCCUUGCUUAAGAUCAUGGCAGGACCCAAUGCUCACAAGCUUUCCUUAUCUGAACCUGUGGACUUGAAGAAGCUGCGUUUCUACUCUGUUCCUCACGAUGGAGGAUCGCCGUACACGUCUCCUGUGGACAAACAGCUCAUACAGGCUCAGAGACAGGUUGUGGAGCGCCUGGAAGCAGACCUUGGGGUCAAAGUUCAGGAGUUGCGUCUGCCAGAGCUGAAGUAUGGCUUCCCAAUCUGGGACACCUUCAUGGGCCUACCUGACAAAGAUGGAAAGCCCCCACAGGCCUUUGCAGAGCUGAUGGGGGAGGGGGGGUCGGCUGUUUGGCCUCCAUGGGAGCUGGCCAAGUGGAUGCUGGGAAGAUCCUCUCACACUAUGGCAGCAUUAGGCAUGGCUUUCUCAGAGAUGGCUCACUUUGGUAAGCCGUCACAGUUCCUUUUGCAACAGAAGGAGGCGCUAGAGAGGCGUUUGGAGGAGCUGCUGGGCUCUGAUGGGGUGCUACUGUACCCCCCUUAUCCCCGCCUGGCCCCUAAGCACCACCACCAACUCUUCAGACCCUUCAACUUUGCCUACACUGCCAUUUUCAAUGUCCUGGGUUUGCCGAUUACUCAGUGUCCUCUUGGGCUGAGCCAAGAGGGGCUGCCGCUGGGCGUGCAGGUGAUUUCCUGGAAACUGCAGGACCGUCUGACAUUGGCCACCGCCUUGUACCUGGAGAAGGCGUUUGGGGGGUGGAGGAACCCAGGGGAAUCCUGUCCUGUUGGGCCACCCCAGCUGGACAACCACAGUGACCUUUGAUCGAGCGUGCUGAUUCACUGCAAAAACUGCUAAUAAAAUUUAACCAAGUGUCAAUAAUCUUAUAUCAAGAUAUAAUAAUCUAGUUGGUAUUGUUUUUCUGUAUAAACUGACUUGGUUAGAGCUAAAAUCUAAAACAGUUGACUUAUGUUAAGAUGCCUCAUCAUGGAAACAAGCAAAUCUGUCGGUGUGUUAAGCAAAUUUGUUGGUUAGACACUUGGUUAGAUUUAUUUAUUUAUUUAUUUCAUAAGUUCCUCUAUAAUGUAUGAUACGUUACAGAGCCUGGACAAUAGAAACCUACAUUCAUCCUGAACUGGCCCUCUUGUUGUCUUUGCUGUUUCCACGUUGAGUUAAAUAAGCUGUUGUGGUACAAAUUGAUACUACGUUUCAAAUAAUCGAGAGAGUAACUGAAAAGUUCAACCAGUAGUAUAUGAUUUUUUAACCUCUUGUAAUAUCACUGAAAUACAAGUUUAUAUUAUGUAUUCAAGUAAAACUUUGAAGUUAAGAGAGCAUCAUUAAGUUUUCAUGCAAUGUUGUGUAUAUGCUGAAAAGAGACCAUUAAUGCUCAUCUAUGCACAGGAAAGCACUGGAGUGCAUAAAGCCUGUGUGUGGUAGGCAUUAAGAACCAUUUUGAGACCUGUGAUGGCAAAUAAAUAUGUAUCCAUUGACUUCAC